Lachnellula hyalina is the source of this 1677-nucleotide messenger RNA. RefSeq names its product Na(+)/H(+) antiporter. The coding region runs from base 1 to 1677 and encodes 558 amino acids. Lineage: Eukaryota; Fungi; Ascomycota; Leotiomycetes; Helotiales; Lachnaceae. Gene Ontology annotation, cellular component: plasma membrane. Gene Ontology annotation, biological process: proton export across plasma membrane; regulation of membrane potential; sodium ion export across plasma membrane. The record is from RefSeq and is a predicted model, not a curated record. The transcript is spliced from 6 exons. Gene Ontology annotation, molecular function: sodium:proton antiporter activity.
AUGCCUACGCUUGCUAUCACAAACUUCAACAUUGUGUGUUCCGUGCUAGGCGGCUUUAUCACUUUAUAUGGACUUGUAUCUUAUCUUUUUAAAGAGAAGUUCUACUUGUCUGAAUCUUUAAUCUCCCUCCUCGCAGGCGUAAUAUUUUCCCCUCACGCCACAAACUUCGUCAGGCCCCUUGACUACACCAACAACUCACAGGCAUCCCUCAAUGCCGUAACUCUAUACUUUACCCGUCUCGUGCUCGGCGUCCAACUCGUUCUUGCGGGCGUCCAACUACCCUCUCGCUAUUUGCAGAAAGAAUGGAAAUCGCUUGCUUUACUCGUGGGGCCUGUCAUGACGCUCAUGUGGCUGGCGAGUAGUUUGCUUGUGUGGGGACUCGUGCCAGGCAUUAGCUUUCUGCAAGCUCUGGCUAUUGGGGCGUGUGUCACGCCUACUGAUCCGGUGUUGAGUAAUAGUAUUGUUAAAGGGAAGUUUGCGGAUAAGAAUGUGCCUCCGGGGUUGCAGAAGAUUGUUGUGGCUGAGAGCGGGGCUAAUGAUGGAUUGGGCUAUCCGUUUCUAUUCUUCGCCCUUUACCUGAUCAAAUACACCAGUGAAGGAGGUGCUGGCCAACAUGGAGGGGCGCGCACAGCCAUGGGCCUUUGGUUCGGCGAAACCUGGGGCUACACCAUCAUCCUCAGCGUCAUCUACGGUGCAACAGUUGGUUGGAUCGCGAAAGAGCUCCUGCACUGGGCCGAAGAGAAACGAUUCAUCGAUCGAGAAAGCUUUCUCGUCUUUGCCAUCACCCUCGCUCUCUUCAUCGUCGGAACUUGUGGCAUGAUCGGCAGUGAUGAUGUGUUGGCUUGCUUCAUUGCCGGAAAUGCGUUCACGUGGGACGAUUGGUUUCGUCUCGAGACUGAAGAUGAUGCGCUGCAGCCGACUAUUGAUAUGCUGCUGAAUUUGUCUAUAUUUAUGUGGUUUGGUGCUAUUUGUCCUUGGUCCAUGUUUCUUCAUAACUCAGUUAUUCCUAUCUACAGAUUGAUAUUUUUGGGCAUCUUGAUUCUGCUUUUCAGGCGCUUACCUGUGGUCUUUGCAUUCCACAAGCUCAUACAUCAAAUCGAGGAUACGAGGCAAGCGAUCUUCGUUGGUUUCUUUGGUCCCAUCGGAGUAUCCGCCGUUUUCUAUCUAUAUAUCAGCCUCGAGUUUCUCGAGACAAUCACAGUAGAUGGCGUGCAACGAGAAGAUGCCAAGCAGCUAAGUGAAAUAAUGAUGGUCGUCAUCUGGUUUCUAGCAAUCUGUAGUAUCGUGGUCCAUGGCCUCUCAAUUCCCCUCGGCAAACUUGGAUUCUUCCUCCCCAGAACUCUCUCCCGCGCCUUUACAUCCCGCAGCCAAGAAAGAGACGAAGUAUCCCGCGUCAGCGACCGCGCCAGGCCAUCCGCAACAGGUGUCUUGAGGGAGCGAAGACCAAGACGUGGUCAUGAUCGCUCGCCUUCAUCUGCUGCCACUUCGACGAGACCGAUCUAUAGGAUUGGCGGGUCGGUUAUCCAUGAUGCUAGUGAUGUUAAUACGGGUGCGACCACGCCGGUUGAGCUGAGGCUGAGUCGACCGUCUACUCCACCGAAUAUCGCGGUGAAUAGGACGAUUAAGUUUCCGGAUGACGAACCUGCGGCUGUUGUUGGGACUGACAGGAUUACAUAG